AUGUCCUCCCCUGCAUUGUCACCUCCUUCAUCGCCUGUUGCAAUGAGCCCACGCUACCAGUCUUCCAUCGAAAUACCUCUGCUUUCACCAAAGUCCUCCAGAUACAUCAACAAGUGUUACACUAUAAAAAACAACUGCAACACCAACGACCUGUGCAAAGAACCUCCACCACAAGCACAAGGGGGGCAGUCUAGGGACAUUAGUGUCACCGUGAGGACUGCUCCUGCUUCAUCUUCACUGAUUAGCCAUCAAUUAACCCCACCAUCUUUUGCUGCCAUCAGUCAGGUGCCUUCACCUGUUGGCAGGACCAUCUACUCAGCAACAAUGACUAAACAGUUCAAUUACCCAGAUUCUGCGGAUGAAUCCUUGUCUAUGGAAGCUAAAGAGGUGGCAGCUAUAACAGCAACUAUGCCAGAUAACAAAAAUGAUUCCACUUCAAUGCAUGAGGAUGGAGCCAACAGGUCGCAGCUUCAGUCAUCAGCAAGUGCUGAAAUUGCAUCAAUCAUGAUGAACAUGGAUGCCGUUAAUGCUGCUCUUACUGCAGAAUUGGAUGCAACUACUACUGCUGCAGCUGCUGUUGCUGCAAAAAUUUCAGAUAUCCAUAAAGAAUCUCCUCCAAAGCUGACUCAGUCUGUAUUCAUUGCUAAGGAACGACGUCGCUAUCCUGAACCAGCACCAAAGGCUCCAGAUUUAAUGUCUGCGAAUUAUACACUUCCAUCAUCGAGAAAGCUGAUCAAUUCGCGGCCUGGCCAAUCGGCUCCAGCAUCUCCGCGAGUCAAGCGUCAAUAUUCCCGAACGACCAGCCAUGACCAGUUUCCGGCUCAGUCGUCGUCGGUCCCCAGUUCCCCAAAGUCAAAGGGCAUGAGUCUCUUUCUGCGGCAACAACAACGUCUCAUCAGUCUUGGCGCCGACAUUCCAGAUGCUGACAAAAUUAGGCCACUUGAGUCGGCAGGACCUCCUCCACACUUUCCUCCACCCCCUCCAUAUGAACCCCCUUCUCCAAAUUCAGUCUUUGCUAGGCAAAUGCAAACAAUGCCUGUCCCAGUUGCCAAACAGCAGCCAAAAACAGACCUUCAACUUAAAGAUGCAGGACUUAGUUUUGGUAAAGGCCCAAGUAUUAGUACCACCACCUACACAUCUACGUCAUAUGCAUGUAAAAUUCCAGAAAGAGAAAAACAAGAAACUCCAGCAGACAGGAGAACUGUCUUUAAGUCCAUCAAUGAAACAGCAGAAAAUCCAAACUUGUAUUUCUCUCUUCCAACUAUUAAGCCUUUAAAGUCAUUCGGAUAUAGCCCACCUCAAAUUCCACUGUCACAGCCCACCUUGGCACCUUCUUCUAUGACAGCCCCAUUUAUAACACCUACAUCAGAUCAAGUUGCAUCAUCAGUGGUAUCCCCAGUAACAUCUCCUGUGCCAGUCCCGAUAAUGUCUCCGGUAAUGUCUCCUGUGCCGGCCCCGGUAAUGUCACCUGUGAUGUCACCUGUGCCGGCCCCAGUAAUGUCUCCUAUGCUUGCCUCAAUAAUAUCUCCUGUGCUGACCCCAGUAAUGUCUCCUGUGCCAGCUCCAUUAAUGUCUCCUGUACCAGCCCCGGUAAUGUUCCCAACUCCACCCCCAGCAUCCUCUAUCAGUUCACCCUUGCCUCUGACCUCUCCAAUGUCACCUGCACAAGUGAUUGAGAUCCCAGUUCAGAAGUCAACAGCUCCAAGUCCUACUGAAGACAUGCCUGUCGACACUUCAGAGGGAACAGUCAUACCAAUCCAGAUUCUACCAAAGUCCAAAUCACAGACUCCCUCAACCCAGCCAUCACCAACACCCAUUGUGCCUGAAAGUCCUGCAGCAAGCAGCUUGAUCGGUGAAGCACAAAUUUCAGAACCGGAACUUACCGCCUUGGAUUCGUCUGCUUUUCUUAAAAAAGAAAAGCCACCAGAUAUUCAACAGAACGGUGAGACAUUUGUUGCAUAUACACCUCCUGUUGCUCAGGUAGCCAGAACUGGUGUGUGGCAACCAGGUAUCGAAGCAAUCCCAAUUCAAUCAGAGGUAAAGCCACCUGUCAAAGAAAAAGAAAAUGGCCCACUAUUCCAGAGUGCAACACCAGUCUGGCAACCUUCAUCCUCUUUCAAUGGAACUGUAAAAAGAGAAUUCAAAUCUAUCAGGCCAAAUUUUGAAGUAGCUCCAAAACCUUUCGAAGAAAUAAAAAAGGUGAACUUUGACUUUUGGUUACAUUUCUUUUUUUCUUUCUUUAUUUCUAUUUUUCUUUUUGUUUUUUCUCAUUUUUAUUUUUUCUAG
This is a messenger RNA of Acanthosepion pharaonis, 2286 nucleotides long. The record is from the annotation of a GenBank genome assembly. NCBI's taxonomy places the organism in Eukaryota, Metazoa, Mollusca, Cephalopoda, Sepiida, Sepiidae.